Messenger RNA from Lineus longissimus, 1821 nucleotides. Its product is annotated as ethanolamine kinase 1-like. Gene Ontology annotation, molecular function: ethanolamine kinase activity. Gene Ontology annotation, cellular component: cytoplasm. The record is from RefSeq and is a predicted model, not a curated record. NCBI's taxonomy places the organism in Eukaryota, Metazoa, Nemertea, Pilidiophora, Heteronemertea, Lineidae. Gene Ontology annotation, biological process: phosphatidylethanolamine biosynthetic process. The coding region runs from base 183 to 1313 and encodes 376 amino acids. The transcript is spliced from 9 exons.
GAUAAAGUAGAACACGAUCAAGGCCAGCAUAAUUGCAAUUGGUUGCCGAGCAAGGAGCUGAAUGACGCUACAUGUAGCCGCAGUUGAUGCUACCUGUUAUCGUGCCGAGUUGCUGAAGAUUCGUUGGACAUUAUAGCUUGCUCGCCUUAUCUCUUUUUACUCGUAUAGGUAGUCCCGAGACCAUGACAUCCUCAGCAGACUCGUCCCCUCUGAAGCAACCCCCUCAUGUAGAUGUCGAGGUUGACUCUCAGGACUACAAAGAUGCUCUCUUGGAAAUCCUGGCCGUCAUCAGACCGAAAUGGAAAAAGGAUGCCGUCAGAUUUAAGCCUCUGGCGCAGGGUAUGAUCAAUCUUAUGCUGACCUGUUACGUGAGCGAAGAGGUGGACGAGACAGCAGUAGUCGCCCGAAUAUUCGCGACCAACUUUGCAGGCGUGACGAUGUCGAGAGAGAACGAGUUCGGAUGCACCAAAUGCUUUGCAGAACUUGGAAUUGGACCCGAAGUAUACUGUACCUUUAAAAAUGGUAUCUGCUCUGCCUAUGUUAGCGGGUCAUUUUUCACUUGGGAAGAUAUUUCAGCAUUCCGUGACAUCAAGGUGGGAAAACUUGUAGCAAAGGAGUUCGCCAAGAUUCACUGCGACGCUACGCUGAAGAUGUCGAGCAAGUACAAUAUAGGUAAAGGGAUGGAUGCGAAUGAAAUGAUCGGCCUGAUGCUGGAAGCUUGGCCGAUUCCGAUUGCGAAUCCUGAACUACACGAGAAAUUCUACAAAGACAUGUACACCGCUGAUGAAUUCAGGAGGGAAACGGCAUUAUUCGCGGGUGACGUGCAGGGUGGUUUUGAGGGAAUAAAAGACACGCUCUGUCACAACGAUCCAAAUGCGACCAAUUUCAUAUACCAGGAGGACCAAGGUAGAACGGUGCUGAUUGACUACGAGAUGUCUGGAUUGGGCUCGCCGAUAAGAGACCUGGGGACUUAUAUCUGUAUGUCCGCACUUUCAAUAAAGGAUGGUGACGUUGACCUCAAGAAACACUCGCCUGAAUACGUAAGGACGUUCGCGAGGACAUAUCUCGAAGAGCUGAAGAAACUAAACGGGGACAAUAGUCCCGUCACUGAUCAGCUGGUAGAGAAAUACAACAUACUGAUCGAGCGGUCCAUUUUGGUUUUUUUCCUCUUCACAGCAAUCUUUAUACCCCAGUUCGUCGGUUCUUCAGACAAGGUGGAUCCAAAAACGAUGAUUGAAGUGACAUUGGGACGCCUUGAUUGGUACAAGAAGAAUAAGGAUCGCAUUUUGAAACAGGAAAUCCCACGGGAUUAGUCCCCCUAUCCACGAGUCUUACGAUGCCAUCUUCAAGACACGUUCAAUGUCAAUUGCGUACUGGCUGGUUGGAAGAGUGUGUUUUUAAUAGAUUUCAAGAAUUACAGGGUAGAGGGAGGGGUCCUGAAAAGUUCAAACAAUUUUGACCCAUAGUUUAAGUAUGGCUCUUUUGAUUUUAUUAUACAAUAACUGCAAUCAAGAGAAAAAUGUAGAAACUAAAAAAGAAACAUUUUCUUCAGUGCCAAUUUAUUGAAUACAAAAAUUUAAAACACAAAAUAUGAUCACGGCUUUGUCUUUUUAGAAGUAGUACGUAGUCCAUGAUUAUUUUCAAUCUUUGCAAUGGAAACGUAAUUUUCAAACCUUGACUUCAAAAAGACACCGCAUAAUAGGCCAAUGCAUGUCUGUAGUUAAGGAAUUGAGCAGGCAGCCCUUUGCUGUCAGGGGUGCAGAAUGGUCAUGAUUAAACAACCAAGGACCAGCAGCGUGUUGACUAAUCAUGUUAAUUUCU